Molecule: messenger RNA, 683 nt
Organism: Perognathus longimembris pacificus (Pacific pocket mouse)
Lineage: Eukaryota; Metazoa; Chordata; Mammalia; Rodentia; Heteromyidae
Gene: Edaradd
Product: EDAR associated death domain
Exons: 6
Coding region: 66-683 (205 amino acids)
Biological process (GO): signal transduction
Molecular function (GO): protein binding
Source: RefSeq, a predicted model, not a curated record
GCCCCCGGGGUCCCGCUCCCCGCCCGUCCCCGAGGCCGCCCCGCCCGGCUCGCGCGCCCGCCCGCAUGGCUUCUCCGGCCGACCCUCUGCGCGCAGAUCAGAUGGCCAAGGAGCCGGUGGAAGACACAGACCCCAGCACUUUAUCCUUCAACACGUCAGACAAGUACCCCAUUCAAGACACUGGACUCCCGAAAGCUGAGGAAUGUGAUACGAUAACUUCGAACUGCCCACCCAGCUCCGAUGACCCACAUCAGGGAGAAGAAAACGGCUUUGCAGACAGCACCGCAGAAGCCCUUUCAGGGGACAGCCAGGACCCGCCGUGUCCGGAAGACUGUUCCUGCUCCUCGUGUUCCCUGCGCGCCCCCACCAUUAGCGACUUGCUGGACGACCAGGACUUACUGGACGUGAUCAGGAUCAAGCUGGACCCGUGCCACCCCGCCGUGAAGAACUGGAGGAACUUCGCCAGCCGGUGGGGCAUGUCCUACGACGAGCUGUGCUUCCUGGAGCAGAGGCCGCAGAGCCCCACGCUGGGCUUCCUGUUCCGCCACAGCCAGAGGACCGUGGCGCAGCUGCUGGAGCUGUGCCAGCUCUACCACAGGGCCGACGUGGAGAAGGUGCUGCGCCGGUGGGUGGCCGAGGAGUGGCCCCGGCGGGGGCGGGCCGAUCGCCCCGCCCGAGUCUAG